Messenger RNA from Meloidogyne enterolobii, 129 nucleotides. NCBI's taxonomy places the organism in Eukaryota, Metazoa, Nematoda, Chromadorea, Rhabditida, Meloidogynidae. The record is from the annotation of a GenBank genome assembly.
AUGUAUGCCAAUCCAAUAGUAGCCUGGGCACUUACAUUUAAUUGUGGAGAGGUAACACACCUUGCCCAUUUUAUCGUUUAUUGGCUUGCCCCGUUGUUUGCCUUUUUCCUAUCCAAAUGGCUUUUGUAG